Messenger RNA from Aspergillus aculeatinus CBS 121060, 1479 nucleotides. RefSeq lists its product as uncharacterized. The record is from RefSeq and is a predicted model, not a curated record. Gene Ontology annotation, molecular function: protein serine/threonine phosphatase activity. Lineage: Eukaryota; Fungi; Ascomycota; Eurotiomycetes; Eurotiales; Aspergillaceae. Gene Ontology annotation, biological process: protein dephosphorylation. The transcript has 3 exons. The coding region runs from base 1 to 1479 and encodes 492 amino acids.
AUGCUUUCCGCCUGGCGAAAGAUCCCAGUAUCUGCAGGGAAACUGGUCAUUGGGGGUGUGUUGAUCAGUAGUGGUCUACUGGCAUAUUGGUAUCUGAAAGGACAGCAACGGAUUGAAAACACGCAUCAGAGGCCUACGGCGAGCAAAACCGUCCAAGACGCGAAGUUUCGACUUUCGACAGACUGCCACUACAUAUCUGCCAGCGAAGCUGACGAGCGGCUACGUGCUCACCAAGCACGUCUCAUAAGUCCUCGGCUUGUGUCAUGCGGCGCUGACUGUUCGACUCUAUCGAGUGAGCCAUGGAAGUCAUAUCGAGGGUUCUCUCAGAGGCUAUCGUGCGGCCGCACCCUAGACUUUUGGGCCAUCUACAACGACCACAUCGACGCUCCCUUGCGCGAUCAUCUUUCGGAAACAUUGAUUCCCUCUGUAGCAAGUGAGCUGGAUGAGGUGUACUCAACUGAACCAUUACCAGACGCCGAAUCACUGAGGCAAGCAAUACGGCGUGGGUUUGGGGCUGAGAACAAUAGUCGGAUGGCCACCUUAUUGCGUCCUCGGCAAGAAUUUCCUCAGCAUACGGCCCCAGACUCACAAAUCACACCAGCAACUGCACCUCUUUCGGGUGCGAAACAAGUCCAGGAGGAAAUCAGCCACAAGGCUAUAGAGUUGCAUACCGCACCACCCCCUCAAUUUCCAGGGGCUACGCGUGACUCCAAGAAGGAGCCCACCCGGCGAUGUGCUUUGCUGUUAGUCUACGGCCAUCAAGAUUGUGUUUUGCAUGUGGCAUCAACCGGUAAUUGUCGCGCAGUACUGGGUCGCCGCAGUAGGCGAAGGGGAGAAUCAUGGACGGCCACGGUGAUCCCUGUGGGCCAGCACUGCGUCAAUACCGCCGAGCAAAUGCACGCUAAUUUUGUGCAUCCAGGAGGGUCGUAUGUGCUUAGAAUCUGGCCGCUUCUGGGUACCCUCGGACUCUUAAGGGGCCCUAAGAAUUUGCCUGGAGUGCACAACUCGGAUGAUGAUGCCCGGACGAUUCCCAGACCGACUAUCUUGCAACUCACCCCUGAGCCGCUGGUGACUAGUGUUGAGAUUGAGCCUGAAAGUGGAGAUUUCGUUGUAAUGGCCUCGGGUAGACUCUGGGAGUGCUUAAGUACCGCGGAAGUUGUAGCACUGGUAGGACGAUGGAUUGACGAGCCGGAGAACAUAGGGACUGAGGAGGGUCGACAAGGAUGGUCCAAGUACAUUAAGUUGGCGGGCUUGAGAACAGUGUCCAAUCGUGUCCUGACCGGCCAAGGAAAAUUGUCCCAAAGAACUUUGAACCUCGCGAGUCCAGAUGAAAGGUUCGUGUUGGAGGACGGAAAUGCCGCAUCUCAUCUUAUCCGGAAUGCUCUCGGAGGGAGGCUGCAGAGCCAGCCCUUGAACCCAGAGAUGUGGGUGCAAGGAUCAGAGGCCUGGCGGAACUCGCAGUUGGAUGCAGGGGUUUGA